AUGGGAAGCGGAAUUAGUUCAGAGAGCAAGGAGUCAGCCAAAAGAUCAAAAGAACUGGAGAAAAAGCUUCAAGAAGAUGCGGAGCGAGAUGCAAGAACUGUAAAGUUGCUGUUAUUAGGAGCAGGAGAAUCUGGAAAAAGUACAAUUGUUAAACAAAUGAAGAUCAUCCAUAAGAACGGUUACAGUGAGCAAGAAUGCAUGGAGUUCAAAGCAGUAAUUUACAGUAACAUAUUGCAAUCCAUCCUAGCUAUUGUGAAAGCCAUGACUACCCUUGGGAUUGAUUAUGUGAAUCCCAGAAGUGCAGAAGACCAACGACAACUUUGUGUGAUGGCGAACACUCUGCAAGAUGGUGGCAUGACACCUGAACUGGCUGAGGUGAUAAAAAGACUCUGGAGAGACCCAGGAGUUCAGACCUGCUUUGAAAGGGCAUCUGAAUAUCACCUCAAUGACUCAGCAGCUUACUACCUUAAUGAUGUAGAUAGAAUCACAGCUCCUGGAUAUGUCCCAAAUGAGCAAGAUGUUCUACAUUCUCGAGUGAAAACAACUGGAAUCAUUGAAACUCAAUUCUCCUUCAAAGAUUUGCAUUUCAGAAUGUUCGACGUAGGAGGACAGAGAUCUGAGAGAAAGAAAUGGAUUCAUUGCUUUGAAGGCGUUACAUGCAUUAUAUUUUGUGCUGCGCUCAGUGCCUAUGACAUGGUCCUAGUGGAAGAUGAGGAAGUGAACAGAAUGCAUGAAAGCCUUCACCUAUUCAACAGUAUCUGUAAUCACAAGUACUUUGCAACCACCUCCAUUGUCCUGUUUCUCAAUAAAAAGGAUCUCUUUCAAGAAAAAGUAACCAAAGUGCAUCUUAGUAUCUGCUUUCCAGAAUACACUGGACCAAAUACAUUUGAAGAUGCAGGGAACUACAUCAAAAACCAGUUUCUAGACCUGAAUUUAAAAAAAGAAGAUAAGGAAAUUUAUUCCCACAUGACCUGUGCUACAGAUACCCAAAAUGUCAAGUUCGUGUUUGAUGCGGUUACUGAUAUAAUUAUCAAAGAGAAUCUAAAAGACUGUGGGCUUUUCUAAUCAGCCCUUUUUUCUUCCACUCUUGUUCUUGUACACUUUUCAAGAUAUAAAAGGAAAGGUGCUGUGUGAUGUGUUUAGUUUUAAUAACAUUAACUUAUCUAGAAAUGUAACUAGUGUUAUAAAACAAAAAGUUUUCAUAUAAAAAUUUUAAUAUAUUGUCAGCUCUCUCUGGAUGUUUCAA
Lynx canadensis (Canada lynx) is the source of this 1246-nucleotide messenger RNA. RefSeq names its product G protein subunit alpha transducin 3 (gene GNAT3). Gene Ontology annotation, molecular function: G-protein beta/gamma-subunit complex binding; GTPase activity; G protein-coupled receptor binding. The transcript has 8 exons. The coding region runs from base 1 to 1065 and encodes 354 amino acids. Gene Ontology annotation, biological process: detection of chemical stimulus involved in sensory perception of bitter taste; adenylate cyclase-modulating G protein-coupled receptor signaling pathway; sensory perception of sweet taste. NCBI's taxonomy places the organism in Eukaryota, Metazoa, Chordata, Mammalia, Carnivora, Felidae. The record is from RefSeq and is a predicted model, not a curated record. Gene Ontology annotation, cellular component: photoreceptor inner segment; heterotrimeric G-protein complex; photoreceptor outer segment.